CACCGAGCUGCAGCUCAGGACUCGGGACUCCGGAGAUCAGACUGCAUUUACAGCUGUAAAGGAACCAAUCAAGGAGGGGAAAGCAACAAAUUGGAUUUCCCCCCUCCGCUAUCACUUGAUGACCAUCAGCAGUUUAGAUACAGAGGCUUCAUCAAUUUAACACAACAUGAUGACUGAGUUAAAAUAACCCACAUAUCGAGGAUUUCUCUCUGUAUCAUACUGCUGGAAUAAGCUCACACUGCUGUGUUGAUACUGUCAAACAGUUUUCCUUGCCUGGCGCAGUCCAACUCAGCAGCAGUCGCAUAGGAUGCCAUACAAGCCUAUAGGAAGUGACUCUCGCAGCUUGACAGGGAACAAUCUCCGAGGAACCCGAAGGACGUAAUCUUUGUCCUGCGGAUCUUAUCGGUGUAAAAACACUCAUGGCGAUGGACGAAGGUACUGUCAGCGAGAGCAUCCCAGACCUCAAAGACAUAGAGGCGAAAAUCGGCCGGAAGACCCCCGAGGGUUUGCUCAGGUGGAUGCGGGAAGAGUCGUCCUCUCUCCGGGCAGACGCCAAGCUGGCCCUCGCGCACGACACCGGUAAAGAGACCGGGAUGAAGAGUUUGGAUGAAAAGAUAAGAAAACUGAAGAUGGAGAUGGCUCACUUGCGCUCGGUGGACGUUAAGAUCCUGCAACAGCUGCUGGCGGUGCACGAGGGCAUCGAAGCAGUGAAAUGGCUGUUUGAGGAGCGCAGCACAUUGACCAGCCGCUGCAGCAGCCUCACCAGCAGCCAGUACAGCCUGGGGGAGGGACCCGACACCUCUUGGAGAGGCUCCUGGAGCAGCUUGCAGGACCCCAAUGACAAGCUAGACAACAUCUCCAUUGGCAGCUACCUGGACACGCUGGCAGACGACAUGGAUGAGUACUGCCCUUCCAGCUCCGAAUCCGUCAUCUGCUCCACCACACCUCUAGUUUCAGAGGCUACUGCUGGGGGCCGCAUGGUGGGAGGCUCCGUGGCCACAGCCACUGCAGCGGUGUCAGGGCCCGUGUUAGGCCUGAAGUCCGGGUCUAGUGCUGUGGGAAGUGAGAAUGGUACUGGGGUUGGAAUUAUUCCAGAAGUGAAAGGUGGACCUGGGAAUGUUGCCAUUGGGAAGGGAACUGGAGGAACUGAAAGUGGGAAGCCAGCAGCUCCUGGCAGCUGUCCACAAGCCAAGUCUGAGGGCCUCAAGCAAGGUGCUCCUAUCUGGACCAAGACUGCAGAGACAGAUAAGGGAAGCCCCAUGUUUAAGGUCAGUACUCCAACACAAGGCCUUAAAGCUAAUGGUGUCCUGGAGAAAUCAACCACACAAAGAGGCAGCCCGACCCGCACCUGUCUCAGUGAGAAACUGGCAACCAGCCAGAGCCCCAAAGUUAAACCUUACAAAAAUGGAAAGAUUGACUUGGACACGUGCAAAAUGAAUGGCAAAAUGCAUCUGGAGUACGACGCCCACUGGCGCUGGGUGCAGUCGCAAGAAGAUGUGACGUUUUUGUAAGAAGAAGAAUCACAGAGAGGGACUAAAGCCACUAUUGAACACUCCUUCUGCAACAUCAAAACCCAGAUCACUGAAGAUUAAAAGAAGAGUGCACUGAUGUUGUGAAAGGCACAUAAUGGGGCUUUCCCCGGUGAAAGACACUGGGUAUGAGAGACAAUUACCUGUUUCUUCUUUUGUUCCUUCCUGUAACUGCACUAACUUCCUAUAAAACAUUGAUGUCAGUAUUAAGGGAUUUUGGACCAUAUAUAGCCAAACAGGGGUGCCUCACAAAAUCAACUUUAAAAUCCUGUGUCACAGAUUUUCCUCAGGGUCUUUUUAACAAUCCCUGAUAUUAUUUCAGUUUCUUUUCUUUUACGUUAUUUUGUUUUCCUGAAAAAUAAAGCACAGUGAGACGAUCUGCCAGAGAGCUGAAACAUGACUUCAGAUGGUUUGACACAUACUUUAUCGGCAAGUCAAAAUUGAAACUUUGCCUUGACUUUGACUUUUUAAAAAAUAAUCUAGGAACAAUAUUGCCACCAAUAUAUUAAUUCUGAACCUUUACAAAAACUAGUUAUUAUUAGUUACUUUGUAUAAUCAAUUUAACAUUUUGUGGAUUCUGUAUGAAAGUAAUUCCCAACUUUUUAUCUUUUAUCCUCUUCAAAUGAAAAAUUAUUCAGUUAUGGUGAUAGUUUCUGGGUAAUAAGGUAAAUGUAGCUGUGCCAGACGAUAAAAAAUGUACUCCUGGACUAGUUUGUAGAGGUAUUAGAGCAGAAGAUUUAAUGCAAUAUAUAUAGACAAACGUAUCGGGCCACAGAGUCCCUUAAUCCUUCAGGUGUUUUUAGUUUCAUUGUUCUAACUCUAUAACAUCAAGCACCUAACCAUGCAGUCUUCCUUUACAAACAUUUGUGAAAGAGUGAGUUGUUCUAAGGAAUUCAAGCAUGGUACUGUAACAGGAUACCGCUGUACCACUGUUGCAAUACGUCAGGUUGUAACACGAAAGUGUUUGGGAACCACAGCAACACAGCCUCAAAGUGGUAGACCACAUAAAGUUACCAACUGCUAAAAGUGCACCUGGUAUAAAAGUCACCAAUGCUCAUCUGACUCAGCAGUUGCAGACUUUCAAACCUCCUGUGAUAUUAACAUCAGCACAACAUCUGUGUGCCAGGAGCUUCAUGGCAUCAUUUCAAUGGCUGAGCAGCUCCUGUUGGUGUAAUGUGUGGGUGGGCCGGUACUUUUGCCCAUAUUGUGUGUAUUUCACAAAUCAAAAGCAAAUGUGUGAUGAGAAAUAACCAAAUGUUUUGUGUAUUUAACUCUUUUGUUUCUUCUGAGCUCUUCAAAUUUACCUCAGGGCCCAUUUGAAGGGGCCUGACCCUGAGGUUGGGAAUGACUACCGCACUCCACAAACAACAGCUUUUAUGAACCCCAGUGUACUGCAUAUAAGAUAGUAGUAGAGUCACUCCCGACGCAUAAUAUACUAACGAUUUGUCACGUCCCGAGGCGUUCCAUGGAAACGCGAAAGGUGACCUUCCGCGUUUCUAAGCUACGCGCCAGAUUGUGCGAUUUAAACAAAUUAAACAUACAUAUGUAGAGUCAUUCCAGACAGUUCUCAUGUUUUCCAAACUCAUAAUAUAGGGACGUGUUGGGCAGCCGAAAGCAUAAUAUACUGACGAUUUGUCACCUAGUGUUAUGCUUUGGGAGUGAGAACGUGUUGAGCAGUAAUAGUGUAAAAUCAACCUCUCAUUGAAAUCCUAAAUAAAGAUUGCUAUAUUGAUCCUUGUUUAUUGAUAAUAUAUCACUACUCUUCCAGUGGUUAAUGACCGCCUUAUUGUUUCAACAAAAAAAUAGAGAAACAAUGUGAUUUUCUCCCCAACUGUUUAUCCCCAAACACUUUCCUGAUCAGCACUAGAAAAUAUGUCAAACUUGCAAUAGAAGACGAAGCACUGAGAUAAAAGUUUAACACAUUAAAAAACAAAAAAAGUGCCAGUGAUAGCAUUUGUGUCUUUGUGAAGCUAAUCCCUUCAGUGCGUUACCAGACAUGUGCACGAUUGUAUAGUCACUGAGUUGUAGUACAGCUACCAGUGCACUGGUUACUAGUUGUGACUGGUUAUAGGCAAAUCUUGACUUUGGAUGAAAAUCUUUCUUCUGUUUUGACAAUUACGCUAACCUGUAUUAGUUUUCUUUAAAGCAAAUGUUGUGCCUGAUUGGUGUAAACCUUAACUACAUAUGCCUGUUUGUUCCCUGAGAUGACUGCACUGUUGUGAUGAUAAUCUUUUAUUAGUUUUGCCUCUCCGUGGGCUUUGCUUGCGUGUACAAAUAGCUAGACCAAAAGUCUGUGUGCUAUUCAGUAUCGACUGGUAAAUGUGUUAUGCUGGCUGGGUGGAUAUUGCUUGCCCUGUGCUGACAUCUUUAUUGGUUGAUUUGUGAGCAGUACGCGGAAGACUGAACACAAUCAGUGAAGAAAAGCAAUAUUUCCUGAAGGCUGUCUGCUGGCUUACAUAAGCAGCCUCUUCUCAGCAACUGAAAUUUAAUAAUACUGUCUGAUCUUCAAUAGAUGACAGUGCUACUAAUGAAGGAAUUGUUGUUCUGUUUUUUUUAUGUGCAUGUGCGAGAGAAAGACACAGCCGGCCUCCCAGGUAUGAAUAAGAAUAGAUGAAUCCCAAAGGAUCGCAGAUUUUUUCAGCUUACUCAUCACAAUGUAACUACAUCACUCACCAGUCUGCAGUUAUUCAUGUUAAUGGUGCAGGGAUGGUGCAACACAUGUGGUAAAUGGAGGGGAACAUAUUACAUAAUCUGUCCAGUUUCUUUCAGUGCCUGGAAGUGUUUGAAACUAUUAAAUAUGAGUGUUGAUAAAAUAUGAGCUUUGAUACUGGUUCCAACACAAAUGGGCAUUUUUCAUACUUUCUGCACAUUUCAGUCAUCUUGGUUCCAUAACAACAUAACAUUUCAUUUUUCUUUGAAACAACCAGAUGACUAUUCAUGCAGCCAUUUUGUAUCUGAAUGGUCACAGAUUCUAUUUUCACAUGCCACAUAUGCAGUUUGGGGCUCAGAUACACGAGAGUUAGCUUCUCAUUUCACUAUUGCUAGCUAUAAAAUUUUUCUGCACUGACCAUAACACUAUGACUUAUUUAUUUUGGAAAAAAUAUCAAGUAAGGAGGAGUUUAAAAAUGCACACAGGAAGCUACAUAAAGGCUCAGUUGCACAGGCCUCAAGCCUCCAGCUCCUUGCAAUUCCUCUGGUAGUUAGCAGGCUCCUGCAGUUGUCCAUGGUUUGUAUGGAAGACACAGACUGGUUUUACUUUGGAGGUGAACAGUAUUUUGUGUGUCGCACUGUUCAGUACUGCUCAGCAAGCAGCAAGUGUUUGCAGACAAGUUGGCAUUUCACAUGCAAAUUAGAGGUAACCAUGGCGGUCUGCAUGUGACCAAAGUAAUCGCAAGGUUUUAAAUGCAGCAGCAUGUGUCUCUUUGCAAUCAAUUUAAAAGCAACAUCAAGCAACCAUUUGUCAAACAGUCAGGCUAUAGACAUUAUAUUCCGAUGACCCGAGGAGCUAGCCGGGCUCUAGACCUGCGUAAGUGCAAUUUAGCAAUAAAUGUUACUAUGAAACACCCAUUUUUCUUGGUUGUCAGCAAGUGGUCUGUAGGCCUGUGUUACUGAGGCCUUGGAUAAUAUUGGCUGUAGAUGCUGGAGGCAAAAUUUCAUGACUAACUGUCAUAGGAUAAUAAUAAAGAGUAAACGUGCAAGUUGUGACCUGAGCUUUUGUACGUAACCUGCUGCCAGUCAGUGUCACUUUAGCUAGAUAGGACAAGUUCGCUUUCUGGUAAAAGCUCUAUUUUCGUUGACAUAAUUUAGAAAAGACAUUCUAGAUUAAUGAAAUGAUAUGUGAUAAAAUAGCCUAUCUGGCUCAAAUUUUGGAUACAAAAUUCUCCCAAGUGUACUAUUAGAAAAGAGAAUGUGAUGACUUGGCGUCAAUUCCCUCCAUCCUAAUUUAAUCAUGUUCUUAAACUCAACAGCUCCAUUUGUUUUAGCCACUGAAGUGUUUCCUCUCUCCUCCUGCUUUUCUUUUCGUCCUACUUUCCACCACCACACUGGUUUCAUGGAAAUGUUCAGUCAGUGCCAACACACAUCAUGCGCACACAAUGCCUUCUCACCGAAGACAGCACCAUACAGCCGGCACCACAGACGCAGUGACUGUAGGCUAGUCCUCGAGACUAGGGAGGAAAAGUGAGAUGAAGCUCAACCUUGAACUGACUGUGAAGAUGUUAAAAAUCCCAUCUUUUUUAUCCCUAAAGCCAAGCAGAGCAUCUCUCCAUCCCAGGAUAGUUACUUCAGCCAUGGUAUAUCCUCCGACCACAGUAUAGACAUGAAGUCAUUUGAAACCAUUUCCCUUUUUAACAUGUGCUGGCUGUAAAGCUAUGCAACAUGCCAAAAAAAUGUCUGCUCCGCCAGUUUGUGGUUUUUUUUCCAAAUUAGCGGAGGCAUAUGGGGAAAAAAAACUACGUUUAGUUCAGGGAAUGAGCCUGUAAAACACAUUAUAUGAAGCUAUAGUGUGUCUUUCUGAAGUUAUACUCUGUCCUCUAAUGGUUUAAUGUGUUUUCACUGGGCACAGUUGGAACAUUUGGAAAAUGGACGAUGUUUUAAACCUCUCCUUGGCAGAGAGUGUUGACAGUUUAGGUGCCAGGGGGAACUGCUUGUGAUCUGACUGUUUUUUAAAGUGAGAUGAUAACGGCUGUGUGCAUUAGCAACAAUGGAAGUGUUACUAAGUUCUGAAAAUCUUGUGAAAAAUACUUUUAAUCUAGAAUGAGAGAAAUGUCCUCUUUCUUUCUAGAAUUUUUCAUAGGGUAUGAAGGUGAACAUCACUGGGCAGAUCGUAAAUCCUUCUCUUCUGCUCUCUCUGUGUCCAAGAUUUAUCAGAUGGCCGGUGCGCAACGUGUUUGCAUUGGCUUCAGGUGCUUUUGGCUUCAGAAUACCUCCUCUGGCUAUUCUGGGUGCAAGACAAACAGUGUGAUUACAUAGACGAGCGGAUACCCACACGAACAUGGUUGCCAUGACAAUGAGGCCAAGCAGGCUUGAGCUCUAGUGGCUACAUAAAACAAUGUUUACUGCAGUGCCAGUAACAGCAUAGCAGUACAGUCUAAAUGAAAGCAGGUGAGAUAAAAUCUGUGAUAAAUGCAGACAGCAGACAUCCAAAUUAUUUGACCAUUAUACGUAAGGUCAGUUCAUAAAAAAAGUAUCAAAUGUAGUUAGUAACAAUGUAAAAGACUUUUAAAAAUAUGAUACUUUUUAAGUGAUUCUGUUUUAGAACUCAUUUUUAAUCCAGUCUGUCGAGUACCAGUGACAGAUUACAUGUGACACAUGUAAUCGUUGUAGACAGCCCCCUAUGUAUGUUAAACACAUGAAAUGCAAAACACAGAUCUUUCUCACUGUAUCUAAAAAUUGUGAUCUGUACUUCCCAGUGAUAACCACAUCAAAGCCCCAAAGUCCAUUUUUUAAAGCAGAGAACAGAACUUUUAGUGUCCUCAAGAGGCAAAAAUAAAAUUCAGUAUCACCCAUUCAUUGCUCUUCUAUUACUUUAAAAAUGAUACGAAUUCUGCAUUUUGGGGGGAAUGCUGCAGAGGAAAUUGCUCAUUUCUGUUUUUUUGACAUUUCCUGCUUCACCCUUGGUAUAAAGCUCAGCUAUCCUCUCUUUCAGCCACCUAAAAUUCGCCCAAGAGGCCUUUUUCUGCCAUUUUUUACCCAUUUUUGAAAAGUGAGAAGGCAAACUGGUGUGUCUCUCUGGAGGCAGAGUCAGCGGAUAAACAGUGAGCCGAGUGCACAGCGUGCAGCUAAAAGGAAGCUUCCACUCCCAGAGUCUUGCUGUUUUCUUCCUUCCUCUUAUGCAUACACAACACCCAAGCACAAUUUAUCCUGGGACUGAUAUGGGUCUCUAGAUAGCUGACAGCAUUUCCUUCUUUUAAGGUUCUUUUAUAUUUUAGUCUCAUGUUUCUGUGUAUUUGUUCAUAUCUCAGAAUGUUCAAAGUAAAUGCAAGAGAACUGAAUCAAACCCUACUGGGUGCAUGCUGGGUGCUGACCCAGGUCCAAAACCUGACUUAAGCUAAACAAAAUCUAGAGGAUAAAAAGACAAAGGCCAGAGAGACUGACUGCAGUUCAGCUGAAUCAAUAAAGUUAAGCUUUAUUUUGUUAUGCAAUAUGCCUUCUAGAAAAAAUGUUUGUCUUUUUUUCCUUGUAAAGUCAAAAUGUUCAAAAAUUAACAGAUUAUGUUCAUUGAUGUGGGCGAUAUAUAUCAUGAAGUAUGUAAAUUAUACGAGUGUGUC
Maylandia zebra (zebra mbuna) is the source of this 7798-nucleotide messenger RNA. It is a transcript of the gene lurap1, whose product is annotated as leucine rich adaptor protein 1. Gene Ontology annotation, biological process: positive regulation of cytokine production; positive regulation of canonical NF-kappaB signal transduction. NCBI's taxonomy places the organism in Eukaryota, Metazoa, Chordata, Actinopteri, Cichliformes, Cichlidae. The record is from RefSeq and is a predicted model, not a curated record.